ACCACUGUUAGAAUAGUGCUUAAUACAUCAAUUGUAGAGUUAUAUAGAAGUACCGCUGUUAAAAUAACGCUCAAUACAUCAAUUGUUGAGCGAUAUAGAAAUACCACUAUUAAAAUAGUGCUCAAUACAUCAAUUGUAGAGCGAUAUAGAAAUACCACUGUUAGAAUAACGCUCAAUACAUCAAUUGUAGAGCGAUAUAGAAAUACCACUGUUAGAAUAACGCUCAAUACAUCAAUUGUAGAGCGAUAUAGAAAUACCACUGUUAAAAUAACGCUCAAUACAUCAAUUGUAGAGCGAUAUAGAAAUACCACUGUUAGAAUAGUGCUCAAUGUAUCAAUUGUAUAG
Messenger RNA from Lottia gigantea (owl limpet), 345 nucleotides. RefSeq lists its product as hypothetical. The annotation marks the transcript as partial. The record is from RefSeq and is a predicted model, not a curated record. The transcript has a single exon. Lineage: Eukaryota; Metazoa; Mollusca; Gastropoda; Lottiidae.